This is a messenger RNA of Nematostella vectensis (starlet sea anemone), 920 nucleotides long. Its product is annotated as polycystic kidney disease protein 1-like 2. The record is from RefSeq and is a predicted model, not a curated record. Gene Ontology annotation, molecular function: carbohydrate binding. Lineage: Eukaryota; Metazoa; Cnidaria; Anthozoa; Actiniaria; Edwardsiidae. Bases 85 to 777 code for a protein of 230 amino acids. The transcript is spliced from 4 exons.
CUAUAUAAGACGUCCCAUUCCUAACCGUUUCACCGUGUCCUUACCGUGUCACAACCAGUUCAGUUAUACCCCCUGCACGACAACAUGGCCUCGAGGAUUGUUUUGGUAGCGCUUGGCGCUGUGUUCGCCUCUGUUUUGAUCUCCGUCUAUGGAACGGGUGAAAUAGAGGUGAGCAUUGGAGAUGGCAAAACAGCCACACUCGGACAUGUCGGAUGUUACAAUGACGAAGACGCCCCUAACCGCUCGCUCCGUACCCUCUACCACAACCACCGCUCAGAAAUAGUGUGGGCACUUUGGCCUAACAUGACCCACGUCAUCAGUGCAUGUGCGAGGGAGGCUUUCAAGGAAGGCUUCGCCGACAUGUUUGGUGUUCAGUUCUAUGGCGAGUGUUGGAGUGAUGUCUGGGCCGCCUCGAGAUAUAGCAUGCACGGUGCAUCAUCUCAGUGCGUUAAUGGCGUUGGAGAGAACUGGGCGAAUUUAGUAUACAGAAUUAACGGAUUUAAAGACAUAAUAUGCGAGCGCCACAAUCGUACAAUCCAGUGCCCAGCCAAUAAGACAAUUGACCUCUCGUACGCGAACUACGGUCGAACAGCCCCCGGGUCUGAAGCCUGCCCUAAUGCUUCCAUAAAAAACACGAAUUGCGUCUCCAGCUCUGCGACGAUCACUGCCGCGUGCCAAGGGCAAAACUCGUGCACACUCCAGGCCAAGAACUCGGUGUACGGGGAUCCGUGUGUCGGCACAUACAAGUACAUCGAGAUAAGAUACAAUUGUGUCUAAGGGCAGCAAGAAAUCAACUGUUUGAAAAUGGCAAUGACAAGCUCAAGUUAAAAUUGAAAUAUUAACUAUUAAUGUUAAACUAUUAUAUGGGCAUACAUGGGUCUUAUUAAUAAACAUAAUCAAUAAAAGUGUAUCAUAAACAA